UUCCGCCUGUGUGGCUGUAAGUGAUUCUUCAUUCCAGGAGCGAGAUGAUCACAGCCGGAGAGGAAACGAGGAGCGAAAGCAGAGACACCCAUCGGAACCAGAACACAGGAGAGACAGGAGCGGUGACAGAGACAGACACAGAGACCACGCAGACAGAAGGAAGAACCCAAACGAACGGCCUGGGGUCCGAGGCCACGAGCGAGAGAGGGAUGUCCAGAACAUCCGUGAGCAGCAAGCAGAGAGGGAGUUUUACAACGAGAGAAGACGAGAGCAUCGACAAAACAACCAAGGCAGUGGUGUUGAGCAGAAACCAGAACUGGGGCAGUCUGAUAACAAACCUAAAGAAAAACCUUCUGUGAAAAAAGAGAAGCCGAGCUUCGAACUGUCGGGUGCGCUGCUGGAGGACACCAACACUUUCCGAGGUGUGGUGAUCAAGUACAGCGAGCCCCCCGAGGCUCGCAUUCCGAAGAAGCGCUGGCGCCUUUAUCCCUUCAAAAACGAUGAGUUUCUGCCAGUCAUGUACAUUCACAGGCAGAGUGCUUAUCUCCUGGGCAGGCACCGCAGGAUCGCAGAUAUUCCCAUCGACCACCCCUCCUGCUCGAAGCAGCACGCUGUGUUUCAGUACAGGCUCGUGGAGUACACCCGUGCUGAUGGCACCGUUGGCCGCAGAGUGAGGCCCUACAUCAUCGACCUGGGCUCCGGGAACGGCACCUUCCUAAACAACCAGCGGAUUGAGCCGCAGCGCUACUAUGAACUGAAGGAGAAGGAUGUGCUCAAGUUCGGGUUCAGCGGCAGGGAAUACGGUCUUCUCCAUGAAUCCUCGGAUAAAUCCGAGGCCAACACAAAGGACGAUGAUGAUGACGAGGAGAAGGAGGAAGAGUCGGACAGUUAACAGCUGAGGAGGGAAUGGGAAAGGGCAGGAGAGAGAA
This is a messenger RNA of Nestor notabilis (Kea), 929 nucleotides long. It is a transcript of the gene SNIP1, whose product is annotated as Smad nuclear interacting protein 1. The transcript has 2 exons. The record is from RefSeq and is a predicted model, not a curated record. Gene Ontology annotation, biological process: miRNA processing. The annotation marks the transcript as partial. Gene Ontology annotation, cellular component: nucleus. Lineage: Eukaryota; Metazoa; Chordata; Aves; Psittaciformes; Psittacidae. Gene Ontology annotation, molecular function: protein binding; mRNA binding.